CACAGGGGCGGGCGCACACAGAGCGGGCGGGCAGGCAUGCGCACGCCACCGUCUACGUCGUAGUGAACGAAGCUGCACUUCUUGGUCCAGAGGGCGGGGCUUUCAGUCAAAGUACACAAGCUACUCAGUGAAGAGAGAAUUCUGCUGGAGGGAAUGGCUGCCUCCUCGUCCUCGUCGUCAGCUGGCGGGGUCAGUGGGAGCUCUGUCACUGGUUCUGGCUUCAGCGUUUCAGACCUUGCCCCGCCGCGGAAAGCUCUGUUCACCUACCCUAAAGGAGCCGGAGAGAUGUUAGAAGACGGCUCUGAGAGGUUCCUCUGUGAGUCGGUGUUUAGCUAUCAGGUGGCGUCCACGCUUAAACAGGUGAAGCAUGAUCAGCAAGUUGCUCGGAUGGAAAAGCUGGCUGGCUUGGUGGAAGAGCUGGAGGCUGAUGAGUGGCGGUUUAAACCCAUCGAGCAGCUGCUGGGGUUCACGCCCUCUUCGGGUUGAUGUCGCCUGCAUGGUCGCUCCUAGGGCACAGCCACCCAGAGAUUCACAGCUGUACUAUGAGCUGCAUGUCUGAAUUCACAUCCUAACUUGGUUCCUCUGUUUCUGUUAUUAGGCCACAAAUGCUCACGUGAGAUGUUACUGAGAAGUCUUUCACAUGUUUGCUUCUAAAAGUAUUGGGAGGCAAGUACAGGAGGAUCUCUGUGAGUUUGGGGCUAGCUUGAUCUACAUAAAGUUCCAGGACAGCCAGGGCUACAUAGAGAGACCCUGUCUCAAAAAUAAAAAAAGUAGCCGGUGUUGCACGCCUUUAAUCCCAGCACUUGGGUGGCAGAGGCAGGCGGAUCUCUCUGAGUUCGAGGCCAGCCUGGUCUACAAGAGCUAGUUCCAGGACAGGCUCCAAAAGCUACAGAGAAACCCUGUCUCGAAAAUAAAUAAAUAAAAUAAAAAUAAAAAAUAAAGUAUUGUGGAUCAGAUUAAGGCAGUCCUCUUAGGGAAACAGGAGGGUUGGGAUUUCAGAGAUAGUUAUACGAGUCUCCCAAGCCAGACACACGCCAGAGUUCGCCAACUGAUGGCACGUGUCCUGUCAUUCAUAGAGCACCUGGAAGCUUUCUCCAGUCAAACCCAAGGUCAGGAUCCGUAGUCUCACGGUCACGGCCCAAACAUUUCUUAUCACAGAUGAGUAUGAUUUCAGCUCAGGGUCUAUCCAGAUGGGGGAUUUUAAGGUGUUCUUUCUCCCUCUCUUAGACAUUUAAAUGUUACAGAUUAUAUUUCUCGCCUCUUAUGAUAUGCUAAAUGGUGCUACCCCACCCCAUUCCUGCACCCUAAAAUUGUUUUUUGAAUUUUGCAGCACUUGAAAAAAUAAAGUGACCUAAUUCCUUUUAGA
Messenger RNA from Alexandromys fortis (reed vole), 1366 nucleotides. RefSeq names its product anaphase promoting complex subunit 16 (gene Anapc16). Gene Ontology annotation, cellular component: anaphase-promoting complex; kinetochore; cytosol. The transcript has 4 exons. The coding region runs from base 154 to 486 and encodes 110 amino acids. NCBI's taxonomy places the organism in Eukaryota, Metazoa, Chordata, Mammalia, Rodentia, Cricetidae. Gene Ontology annotation, biological process: protein ubiquitination. The record is from RefSeq and is a predicted model, not a curated record.